This is a messenger RNA of Entamoeba dispar SAW760, 924 nucleotides long. Its product is annotated as aldose reductase, putative. The transcript has a single exon. Bases 1 to 924 code for a protein of 307 amino acids. The record is from RefSeq and is a predicted model, not a curated record. Gene Ontology annotation, molecular function: aldose reductase (NADPH) activity. NCBI's taxonomy places the organism in Eukaryota, Evosea, Mastigamoebida, Endamoebidae. Gene Ontology annotation, cellular component: cytosol.
AUGCUUCAACACGGAUUCUUUUUAAAUAAUGGAAAAUUUAUGCCUGCCAUUGGUUUAGGGACAUGGCUCGCAGCACCAGGAGAAGUUGGGAAAGCUGUUACACUGGCUUUAGAGAAUGGAUAUAGAUUGAUUGAUUGUGCACGUUUUUAUAAAAACGAAAAAGAAAUAGGAGAAAUGGGAAUUGAGCCAUUUUUAAAGAACCACACUCGAGAAGAGUUAUUCAUUACCUCUAAAUUAUGGAUGGACCAAGUUACAAGAAUAAGAGAGUCUUGUUUAGAAUCUAUCCGUGAUUUAAAGUGCCAAUAUCUUGAUUUAUAUCUUAUUCAUUGGCCAAUUGCUUUAAAGGUUGGUACUUCUAAUACACCAAAACCAGAAGAUUUCUUAGAUAUGGACGUCACUGAAAUUUGGCAAGAAAUGGAAAAAUUAGUUGAUGAAGGAUUAGUAAAAUCAAUUGGUCUUUCUAAUUUCACUAUUCCACAAAUUGAAAAAAUUAUGAAAAUGUGUAGAAUCAAACCAGUUAUUAACCAAGUUGAGUUAAAUGUUUAUUUACAACAAAAAAAAUUACGAGAAGUAUGUAAAAAUUACAAUAUAUUAGUUGAAGCCUAUCGUCCAAUUGGUGGAAAACCUGCCAAUGAAAGUGAUAAAAAUUGUUUAGAUGAUGAAGUUGUAGUUAGUCUUUCGAAAAAAUAUAAUAAGACUACGGCACAAAUUUGUAUUCGUUGGUUAAUACAAAAUGGAAUUAUUGCAAUUCCAAAAAGUACAAAUCCAAAUCGUUUACUUCAAAAUUAUCAAGUAUUUGAAUGGUCUCUUUCUGAUGAAGAUAUGAAAGCAUUAGAAAAACGUAAUUUAAAUAAAAGAGACAUAAAAUGUGAAAAUUAUUGGAAUGGAAAAACUUAUGAAGAAUUUUGGGGAGAAGAACAAUAA